CCUUCCUCUUCUGUGAGAGGGGGGAACUCCCGUUGGGAUUAGGAGGCUCUCCUUCCGAGCUGGUGUAGUUGUUCUUCCUGGCGCUGAGAAUUCUGCCUUUGGUCAAAUGGCCAAACUACUCCAACCUCCACAUAAGUUCCUGCCCUCCGAGUGGCACCUCGCUAACAAGAGCCAGUACCACAAAGCAGAGGCUGAAAGGUCCCGGUCCGAACGCCUGGUGGCAGAAAGCGAGAGGCUUGUGGAUGAAAUCGACAAGUCCACGAGAAAAUCUCAAAGCGAUGUGAACAAGAAGCUAGAACAGAGACUUGAGGAAGUCAGAUUCUGGAAGAAGGAGUUAGAUGACAAGCUUGAGCAGCUUGUGUAUGCGACCGAGGAUCUACUUGCAUAUCAGACCAGAUUGCGGAAAGCCCUGGAGAGCUUGAAAGAGCCCUUGCACAUCACUCAGAGGUGCCUGGAGUACAGGGAGCAGCGAGUGGGCAUCGACCUGGUGCAUGAUGAGGUGGAGGAGGAGCUACUAAAGGAGUACGAGAUCAUCCGGGGGGUGAUAGCCCUGCUGACCCGCACCCUGGAGGAGACCACCGAGCAGAUCAGGCUGAACCGCUCUGCAAAGUACUAUCUCGAAAAGGAUUUGAAAGACAAGUUUGUGGCCCUGACCAUUGAUGAUAUCUGCUUCUCCCUCAACAACAACUCGCCAAACAUCCGAUAUUCGGAGAAUGUCGUGAGGGUUGAACCAAACUCUGUGAGUCUGGAAGACUGGCUGGACUUCUCCAACACCAACGUGGAGAAGGCUGACAAGCAGAGGAACAACUCCCUGAUGCUGAAGUCCCUGGUGGACCGAGUCCUGUCCCAGACGGCCAGCGACCUGCGCAGGCAAUGUGACGUGGUGGACACGGCAUUGAAGAACGGGCUGAAGGAGACCAAGGAUGCCAGGGACAAGCUGGCUGUUCAUUUGGCCAAGGUCAUGGAAGAGAUUGCUGCCCAGGAGAAAAACAUCGCAUUUCUUGAAAAAGCCAUCCUGGACCAAGAAGGGCCUGCCAAGGUGGCUCAUACACGCCUGGGGACCAGGACGUGUCGGCCUAAUGUGGAGCUGUGUCGCGAUAUGGCCCAGUACAGGCUGAUCAGGGAGGUUAAUGAGAUCACCCACAACGUGGCGAGAUUAAAGGAGACGUUGGCCCAGGCUCAGAUGGAGCUGAGAGGGCUGAACCGCCGACAGCUCGCCCUGCAGGAGGAGAUCCAGAUCAAAGAGAACACCAUCUACAUCGACGAGGUGCUGUGUGUGCACAUGAGGAAGUCCAUCCCGCUGCGGGAUGGGGAUGACCACGGGGAGUGGGCCGGGGGCCUCCGCCCCGACGCUGUCUGCUAAAAGUACUGAACGUAGGGACCAGAUGCUCAGAUGCUCAUUAAACCUUAUC
Eptesicus fuscus (big brown bat) is the source of this 1412-nucleotide messenger RNA. RefSeq names its product tektin 1 (gene TEKT1). Lineage: Eukaryota; Metazoa; Chordata; Mammalia; Chiroptera; Vespertilionidae. The coding region runs from base 107 to 1363 and encodes 418 amino acids. Gene Ontology annotation, cellular component: microtubule cytoskeleton; nucleus. The transcript has 8 exons. The record is from RefSeq and is a predicted model, not a curated record. Gene Ontology annotation, biological process: cilium movement involved in cell motility; cilium assembly.